Molecule: messenger RNA, 1002 nt
Organism: Peniophora sp. CBMAI 1063
Lineage: Eukaryota; Fungi; Basidiomycota; Agaricomycetes; Russulales; Peniophoraceae
Source: the annotation of a GenBank genome assembly
AUGAACGGACCCACCGAAGAGCUCCAUGACCAAGAAGUCCUCGCCACCGCCACCGGCUCCGACGACCUCGGCCACCUCGCGGUCGGCAACGUGCCGCAGCGGCCUUCGACAUCGGCUACGUCGCCCGCCACGCGCCGCCGCCGACGCUUAGGCAUGAUGAUCGUGCCCGGGCGCGGCGAUCUCUAUGACGAGAUGCGUGCGAAGAAACGGCAGCAGCGCGACGAUGAGAACAUCUCGCUGGCCAUCGGCGAACCCACCGCCAGCGUACAUCCUCGGAAGCGCAAGGCUACGCCCGGCGCCAAGUUAACGGCGGCAGAACAGGUCGUGGCGCGUACGCGGGAGCAGUGGACUUCUGCGACUGCGUCGUGCACUUCUGCUGUGGCGUACGAGGAACCUCCGAUGGUCGUGGUCACGGAUGUGAACCGCGGCCGGGAGAAUGGUACGCUGGCGGGCUCGCGUGCGGCUAAUGUGCAACAUGACGAGGACGUGCCCAUGCGCUCGAGUGACGGGCAUGGACACGCGAAGAAGAGUAGUGGCGCGAGCGCUUCGACUGUGCGGUUGAGACCGGUUAAGCCGUAUAAGAUCGCGCGGCCGGAGACUGCCGAUCAGUGGCGUAUCGAGGCCAUGCAGAUGGUCCAGUCUGCACACAACUACAGUGAGCAUAACGGUUACGUCUGCCGCCGUGUCAACUGCGAAGCGCUACUGGAAACGGUCGAGGCGCUAGCGGAGCAUCUCCGCCAACACGACUCUACAUACACAGGCGGACCGGCCGUUAAGCAAUGCGGGCGGUGCGGUGGCAUGUUCGAGACUGACAACGAGAUACGGAUGCACAAGUGUCGCUUGGGCGGCCGCUCGUCGUCUCCGUCCAAGCGCUCAUUGUUGACAAUGACACUGCCACAACCUGUCAAAAUGCAAAUCAGGAAGGUCAAGAACGUCGCGCAGAAGUGCGUUGCGGCGACUCGUAAACUCGCGCCGAUCUCACGCCGGUACGAGCCCUAUUAG